This is a messenger RNA of Doryrhamphus excisus (bluestripe pipefish), 1112 nucleotides long. RefSeq names its product calcium channel, voltage-dependent, gamma subunit 1b (gene cacng1b). Gene Ontology annotation, cellular component: membrane; L-type voltage-gated calcium channel complex. The record is from RefSeq and is a predicted model, not a curated record. Gene Ontology annotation, biological process: regulation of calcium ion transmembrane transport via high voltage-gated calcium channel; calcium ion transmembrane transport. NCBI's taxonomy places the organism in Eukaryota, Metazoa, Chordata, Actinopteri, Syngnathiformes, Syngnathidae. Gene Ontology annotation, molecular function: voltage-gated calcium channel activity; calcium channel regulator activity.
GGAAGAAAAAGGAGCCGAGCAGAGAAGAAGUGUGGAGAAGAACCUCCAAGAAGAAGCCAUAAAGUGUCUUUAUAGGCUCACACCUACACUGCGGCAUGUUUGAGGAGCAGGCCACCAAGGUCAAGAUCACCUCCGUGGUCAUCGUGGUGGGCAUGUCGGCAAUGCUGGCCGCCGUUGUAACCGACCACUGGGCAGUGCUGAGCCCCCGUGUGGACAAGUUCAACGCCACCUGCGAGGCGGCCCAUUUUGGCCUCUGGAGGCUGUGCAAAAAAAGCAUCUUCAUCGUGGAGGAGGACCCCCAGGGCAAAGGCUGUGGACCCAUCAGCUUACCUGGAGCCAAAAACUGCUCCUACUUCAAACACUUUACAUCAGGAGAAGAAGCUGAAGUUUUUGAAGUGAAGACCCAGAAGGAGUACAACAUCUCUGCAGCGGCCAUCGCCAUUUUCAGUCUGUUCUUCAUGAUCUUGGGAACGCUCUGUGUCAUCUUCUCCUUCGGGAAGGGGCGGGACUAUCUGCUACGUCCUGCUGGAAUGUUCUUUGCCUUUGCAGGUCUCUGCAUCAUCAUCUCUGUAGAAGUUAUGCGACAGUCCGUCAAGCGUAUGAUAGACAGCGAUGAGACCAUCUGGAUUGAGUACUACUACUCAUGGUCCUUCACCUGCGCCUGCGCCUCCUUCACUCUCCUCAUCCUCAGCGGAGUGGCACUCCUCCUUAUCUCUAUGCCCCACAUGCCCAGAAACCCCUGGGAGACCUGCAUGGAUGCUGAACCUGACACCUUAGAUUAGCUUUACACCUGCACAAAGGAGGCUCACGGCAUACAAGUUGCAUGAUUCCACGUGUCCUCUUGAAAAGUUACUUGGACAUUUGGACACCAAAAAAAUUGGGCAGUACAAUACAGGGAUGACCAGCACAUUGAAAACACUUAGAACGUGGUAUAUAGCAACGUAUCGGUUGCUGUAUAUUUUGGACCAACGUAGCAUUUGGGAAUAAAUGUUGACUAUACAAAUGUUCCAGUUGCAAUAUUACAAGAAAAUCUAAGAUUUUUGGAUUUUCAUACAUCGUGCAUGAAUCACAUCAUGUUAAUUUUCAAUCUUACAUUUUUGUCAUACAGUAUA